Dreissena polymorpha is the source of this 7306-nucleotide messenger RNA. Its product is annotated as cadherin-99C-like. Gene Ontology annotation, biological process: homophilic cell-cell adhesion; G protein-coupled receptor signaling pathway. Gene Ontology annotation, cellular component: plasma membrane. Gene Ontology annotation, molecular function: calcium ion binding; G protein-coupled receptor activity. NCBI's taxonomy places the organism in Eukaryota, Metazoa, Mollusca, Bivalvia, Myida, Dreissenidae. The record is from RefSeq and is a predicted model, not a curated record. The coding region runs from base 3578 to 6769 and encodes 1063 amino acids. The transcript is spliced from 4 exons.
GUUUGUCAACUUAAGUAACAAAAUACCAUGGAAUGAAUCAUCAUCUGCAGUAAAGUUAUUAGCUUCCCGCCCGCUGCGAAGCGUAAGGGGUGUCAUAAGAUUAAUAAGAAUGCCGACCAUCUGUCGGUAUGUUACUGUUUCGUUUCCGCUUUAUAUCUUCUUCACCCUUCGCAGAAAUUUAUGAAACUUGGGGAAUCAUGUUAAAGUUACUCUUGAUAAGGGUCAAGGUAAGUACUGACGGACGCAUAAUUGAACCUCAAAUUCGAGUCCAGUACAAAGAUCCUUUGCCCUUUUAAUGUUGAUCAUCGAACAAUGCCUUGUUUUUAUAUAUGUUAUUGGUCACAUUCAUAGGUCAACUAUUCUAGCAUGCUUCCUUUUCAAGGAUUUUUGUGACUAUCUGCAUAAAUGUCAAUACAUUGUGCAGAAGGCCGUCUUAAAUGUUAAAUUUGUGAGUCUCCGUUUCCAGUUCUUUUUUUUUCUGUCCGCCUUAUAUGUCAAAUAUACCCUAAAAGGCUUUACAUGCGACUUGGCACAGUGUUUUGCUCAUUACCGUUAUCAUAUUAUUUGCAAUAGUUAACGUACAGCACUUCUUUUGCGCUAAUCGGAAGUCCAGAGAGAAAGGUUGCAUGCUGGCAGAUGGAUAAAAAUCACAUUUUGGGUGGGGCAUGAUGCAAAUAACUUAUUAAAAUGAUAUAAAUGAUAUGUUUUUGAUAUAAUAGAAAAAUUAUAAAUGUCAUCAUUAAGAAAAAUAGCCUUUUGUUGUUGUGGUGUCUAACAUAACAUAUUUUUACCUAUGUACGGGUAUUAAUGAUCAACUACAACAACAUGCCGGAAAGAAUCGGCGUGUUAUUUCUACGGUAAAUAUUUUGAGUAACAUCGCUACAAUUAUUCGAAUGUUUUUAUUUCAAAGUUGUAUGGCCUUAUCUCUCUUACCAUUACCGUUAUAUUUUGGCUUGUAGUUUGGUCAUGGUAUAACUCGACAUCAAGCAUUGCAUAUUUCAUCGAAAACAAAGAAGGAGUUUAAUAGCGAAUGCGUAAUUUUAGUUGUUCAAGUGUACGGGGCAAAGUUCUAUUAGUGGUUGUACUGUACAUGGUACAUUUCUGCUUCAUGGAAGUACUGCAUCGGGCAAAGUUCUACUUACUGGUAGUAUUACAUAGGGCAAAGUUCUAUUUACUGGUAGUAUUACAUAGGGCAAAGUUCUACUUACUGGUAGUAUUACAUAGGGCAAAGUUCUACUUACUGGUAGUAUUACAUAGGUUCUACUUAGGGGUAGUAUUGUAUUGGACUACUUGUUCAAUGUAUUGGACUAAGUUCUACUUAGGGGUAGUAUUGUAUUGGACGUAGUUCUUCUAAGUGGCAAUAUUGUAAGGGGGAAGUUUUACUCAGUGGUAGUAUUGUUUGGGACAAAGUUCUAAUUAGUGGUAGUAUUGUAUGGCAAAAAGUUCUACUUAGUGGUAGUAUUAUAUGGGGGAAAGUUCUACUCAGUGGUAGUAUUGCAUGGGACAAAGCUCCACUUAGUGACAUUAGUGUCCACGGCGAACUUCUUCAUAAUGGUAGAAGUGUUUUGGGCAAUGUUCUUCAAGAAGUGGACUUGUUGAUACUACGUUAAAAUUGUACUAAGUGGUGGUAUGGUACAGGUCGAAAUGAGUGUAGUUUAUAAUUUGUGUAAAGAAAAAAUUAAAAUGUGAUAUUAUGUGGUGCGUUUGUAUUUCAAUUAUCAUGCUCUAGACAUACGCGGAUAGUGUGUGUACGAUGUAUGGAAUGCGCGCGCAUCCAGUGUUAAUAAGUUAUGAAAAUCGAUGCAGUAUAUCGAUAGACAAUAGGCAGCUGACUUCAACAUAUGCGAUGACAGGUAAACAGACGAUGGAUGCUACCGGAUGUCGCCGAGUGUCAUUGUAGUGAUUGAUAUACAUGGAAUACACCCUCCUGACAAUCUUGUGGUAAGAGCGUGAUUCUAUAUCGUAUUGUGUCGCUAUUGAGAGGAAAAACGUGAUACGAUUAGUUUCUCUUUGUGUUUUGUUAAUAGUAGCGAGUAUCGUUAUAUCGAAUUUGUAUACACCGAUUCUCGUACCAUAUUGCGAAAGCAGUCUGAUUAAGUUGCCAUCGAUACAGACUUUUAUCUUGUUACUGAGCAACUUUGUAUCAGUGGUCCAUGAGCCAGUAAACCGAGUGCAUAAAGCAUGAAAUGGUUAUUUUGGUUAAGGCGUUAUUUUCGAUUCUUUUGUUCAGCGUGAUGAUAUUAAAUUUCAGUAACAUACAUUUCCAUGAUGAUAAAUUGUGAUCAAUUCGUUUAGAAAACUGACUCAGUAUGUGUAAAUAGCUUUAAAGGCGCUGCAAAGUCGUUCCCAUGGUAACUUAAGUAGAGAUUUAUUUGAAUGAAAUGUCGAUAUUCAACUGCAGGGUUUCCACACCGAGUGUGCUGAGUGCUGAUUGUGUCAACACAGCACAACACUCUUGAUCUAACGUCUACCCUUGAUGUCAACGUCUAUCAACAACGAGAUUUACUCAAAAACCUAAAUCGAUAAGGCGGCUUGUGCGAUCCAGCCGAGAGCAUACACAGCCGCUGUCCCGAGGGUUUGAUGAGCCAAUACACCCCGCGUUCAUCGUCCGGCUUUUGAUCCAGAGUAAUGUACAGGAUGCAAACGCAGACCUGGAACUGAACCAGUGGAUUUGUGAUAUAGCUUAAAACACAUCUUGAAAUGAAACCAUGUAGUUUCCUAAUCGCUCCACAGCAUGAUGAAUUAUAACAUUACUUUGUUUAAAGGAGUAAAAAUUGUCAAUGGAUCUUAAGAAUGUGAAAAGCAUUUGGGACACGUGUAAUAAAUAACAUUAAUUAUUGUGGCAGUACAUCUUAAUGUGUCCAAUAACCGCCUGUUACGGUAUUGGAAAAUAACCCUCCGAACGUGGGUCAUCCACAUAGAACAGUGAUAGUCAAUUAUCCGCUGGGCCUGUCAAUCAGGCGAGCAGGCUGAGUGACUGUCAGUUGAUCUGCCUCCCUCCACCUGGAGCGAUGAAAAGACGGACGAGACUAAGUACGGUGCUAUAGUUCCAUGUGGGAUGUAUUUGGUUGCGUGAAGUACAGCUAAUGUGCAACCGAUCUAAUUAAAACUGUGAAUGCUUUUCGAUUUGGCUGAUUAAUUUGAUGAAAUUUUGUGCAUUGAAUUUUCGAUUUCUCUGAGGAAAUUUUAACAGUGGAAUGUAUUCACAACUAGGUUCUGAGUAAAAAACAGUGCUAUUUGAAUUAUUGUGGAGCUUAUUCUAUGGUGGCUGUUUUAUAAAAUACGCGCACAUUUAUAUAAUGCUAUUGUUAAAUGAAACAGUUUAAUUUAAAACCAAGAACGAGUAUAAAAUAAUAAAAUGUUUAACUACAUUCAAGAACGACUGUACCAAAUUGUACAAUGUGUUAGUGACUACGAAACAUCAGGAAAUUAACGUCAUGCUUCAAAAGCCUCUUAGACGAUAAUUGAAUUUGUUAUCACCACGUACAUUGCUUAAUGUUCAAUAAUUAUGUGCCGCAAGUACUGUGCAGAUCGUCUCUAGGGGGCACUGUGCCAUGUGUUUCGCGCUAGCAACGAUAUGGAUUCCGGUCACGCGGUCUCCUGGAUCAUUCUGUCCCCCUUGGCUAUCGUCACAGAUGUUCUGGCUAUUGUUGUUAUCACGCACUACUUCCCUUUCUACCACGGAACUGAUGUUACACUAAUCUCCGUGCUGACGGCCAUGCUGGGGAACGCUAUGUUCGUGGUGCCGGUCCCCGCCGUGCGGACGCUGCUCGGGACUCCGUGGUCUCCGGCCCUCUGUCAGAUGUACACGUGGUGCGCGCUUACCUUCAGGGCGGCGCAGGUGUCCAGCCUGCUUGUGAUGAGUAUUAACUGGUCCACUUUACUCAAGUUGUCGGCGCAGAAGAAGAGAUACGUGUCCACCAAGUACCUGAAGGUCACCGUCGUGUUUGUGUGGCUUUCUGCCGCUGUGUUCGGUCUCCUUCCGGUCAUUGGCGUUGUUCAAAAUGACUUUUAUUCAUACGAUACAUGUAAAUUCCUUGGAUUCAAUCUGGGGUUAGGCUUUAGCCUGUUUUUCAUCGUAUACAUUCCAUUGGUGCUCAUCGUGACAUUAAUCAGCAGUUGUGACGCAGUGUGGCUCAUAAAGCACAUGAAGAAAAUUGUUGAGGUCCGUGAUCAGGCGGAGCGCGGCAUACUCCCCAUGCGUAACGGAAGUAUGCCCCUGCACGUGGGAGGCUCACAAACAGGACGGCGACAACGGCUCAAGUUUGCUUGGGAACUUAGUCAUUUUUCGCUGAUAUUUACCAUCUUGUCUUUCCUGGUGAACCAAAUACCUUACGCUAUGAUCCAAGGAACGCAACUCUUCAGUAACACGGAUAGGACCGCUAUGGAAGUUGUUUCCAUUUACUUGGUGGCCUUGGAGGCCCUUCUGGCACCCCACGCGCUAUGGUUGCUUUGCCAACGCUACCGACACGCCCUUUCGUACCAGUGGAACGCCUACAUACUGCGAAACAAAGCUAUUCACGAGAUAGAGCCAGAGGCGUGUGUGCUUCAGUCAUAUAUCUGCCGCGAAAAGGACCUAGCCUCCCUUCUGCCGUCUCGACCCCAGUCCGCCGCGGGUAGGAGUAUGACGGGAACUAUCAGGUCUACCAAGUCAGAGGUCAUCGACCGAACGCACGUGAACGGGAACUCGCGCCGCUCCCAAAUGGACAUCUUCCAUUUACACACCAUGACCCCCGUGUUAACGCGAGACUCCAACGGGAAGGUGAGCAGCGAUGUUCACGUGGAGCGACCGCUGUCCAUAUAUGACGAGAGGCCAAUAGACGUGGGAGGGCUUGACUUGCAGCUUGUGGACCCGCGAGAGUACAGUUCAGAUGUGGAGCGACCUCGAAACUCACGAGUCGAUCUUCAAAAACAGGACGUCCGGCGGUCAGCUAGCAGCAUCUCGCGGCAAAACUGGAGAGACAAUCUGAGGAAGAAGCAGUUACCCCCGAUAUUUAUUAACAAAGGAUUCGACACAAGCGACAAGUCACCCGUUGAUAACCGCAGCAAAGCAGGUAUAUUGGAGAGGGCAGCGAAUGCAAACAGAAGCGCGAACUCCAAUCACUUCUACAUGUCGAGCGACUAUCACCCUGACUACUUGACGGACAGCCUUCCCCGUAAGCAGUUCGCUAAGACAAUGUCAUGUGAGAGCGAGCCCGGGGAGCCUUAUCGGUUUGAGGAUAUCGAAGAAGUUCUCAACUCUGAUAACGAAGCAGGCGACGCCGCGCUCGCAACCAGUGACCAAGUGACAAGGAAUACUCAGUUUACAACGUUUAAAGGUGCAACGCUACCGAACCAAAACCCCGGUGUACGCGAGAUGACACAUAUGUACGGUACAUUCCAUGAUCUCAGUUGCCCCAUGAGGGACAACGAGGAGGUCGAAUUUGACAAUGACGUUAUUGCAAUCGACGAAAUUGACAAAGGCAGAGAUACUGUGGCCAUCAAGGUACCAACAAAUGUCAGAUACGAUAAACAAUAUCAGACGUUAGCCAGCUUUAAACCAGAUGAUAAUUGUGAAUAUAUAGAUGGAGUAAAGGGUCAUAAUAACACAUUUACGGAUAAUAAGUCAUUUAUACGUCCGUUUGUAAGUAGAUACAACACAUCUGGGGCUAAUGCAACCGGAGAUAACUGCACGAUUUCCGUUACAGGAAACCCAUCCAGGUCAAUGACGUCUGCAGGUUAUCAUCCAGCAACAAGUUACGGUGGUGACAUUAGUGUAGACGACGAAAACCUUAGUUCCGGAAGUAACGCAAGUGACGCAAGUGUGACCAUCCAGGCUUACGCAGGGGAAUCCCGGCGCAGAGUCUGGAUGGACGACUACAAUGAGUUUCAGUCGGACCAGGGAGACCUGCUGAUGGAGGAUUCCACGCUACAAAACAGCGCCGGUCAGGUCGAGAAGUACGAUUCCAAAUAUCCCGAUGCUCCCCACAGCGAACUGUCCACGCCGGUGUCGUCUGUGUUUGACGACGAGACGGACCGCGGCUUCGAGGAGGCUCUGGACAUGCACGUCAACUCGAGCCCGCUGUUGUAUGGCACUAUAGGCAGGUUCUUCGAAUCUAUAGAGGAGGAGCCGGAAGAUCUAGCCAGUUCCGGUGGCUCGAAUCCCUUUACUAGCAGCACCAGCGGGGACGACUUCCGGACACUGGCUGUGGUUUCCAGGAACUCGAACUCACGGACAUCAAGCGUCACCAGCACGCACAGCAACACAAAUCCAUUUUCGGAAACCAAUUCACAUGAAAAUACAAAGAUUGCCACGUAUCACUCGCAACAGAACGAUCAACAAAUUUCAGAAGGAGUGGACUUCGAACUUGGUGCCUCUGGGUUUGCAUCCGGACAGAAAAGAGAAAAGCAUAGUCGCUUUUCUGGGCAGCCGGAUGUUGUCCCGGUCAAGGCAAACCCGUGGCCAAGUAAAAGUGAUUCACAGCAGACCUCAGAGGACAUGGCAUUUGAAUCAGAUUUUAUUUCAGCGAGUCACGUUGGAAAUCGAAAGGGAAUCUCUGUCGCUGUAAGUGAUUCGACUUGGAAAGCGACACACGGACAGAGUGCAGCCGGCGGUCGCCUUACGCUUAAUCAAACUCCACAUAUGUCAGCUGCCAAGCCUGCCAGCAGUAAGCCUGUCCCGAUGAGGGUACAUUCGUUGGAUCGACCUUCACCCCGACCAAAGCGUCACCCGCCCAUGCGCGGGCAUUCCUUCGAAUUGCAACCAGAUGUAAAACCUGCAUUUUUCUAAUGACGACAAGUUGUGUCCGAAUGCAGUAGGAGAACGUAGCAGGUUAAAGGGACUUGUUCCCAUUUUUGCAAAAAAGUCAAACAUAAAAACAAAUGUAUGCAUACAUUUUAAGCAAGAAAAAUAACAUUCUUGACUAAGACAAUUGUUUGAAAUAGAUGUUAGUUUAUCAUCAUAAAUCAAAAUCGAACCAUACAGCGUUUGUAACGCUUUUCAUCGAUAAUAUAUCCCAAAUUCUAAAAGCCAGCUUGGUGAAGUGAUAGCUUUUGAUUAUAGAAGUCCCGUAUUCAAUUCCAGGGCCUGCACAUUUGUAUUGUAUCUUUUAUCGUGUUAUUCUAGAUACUCAAAACUAUUCCAAAUACUCAAGUUUUAAAUCAGUAUAUAUUUAUUUGGAAUACGAAAAUCUGUGGACGAGUUCUUUUAAUGUAGGGUUGCAGUCAUAUUGUGUACACAAAUACUCGUAAUUUCUUUCUUUCUUUGUUACAUUUGUUGAAAGUUAUAAAUAUGGUGAUAAAAUGUAUUAAAGAUUGAUUAUCUUGA